AUGGCUACUGGAGGAAUGCAGGCCGCCAUCGAGCCUUUUAGCGGCAAGAACUGGUCAUCCUGGAUCCAGCGCCUGACCUUCUACUUCGUGGCGAAUGACGUCUGCGACGAACAAAAGAAGCGCGCGCUCCUCCUGACGCUAUGCGGAGCCGACACCUUUGAAACUGCCUGCGCUCUGGUCGCACCGAAGACUCCAGGAGAGGUGGGCUAUGCCGACAUAGUUGCCCUUCUGCAGAAGCACUUCGAUCCACGACCGUCUGAGUUGUACAGCCGGUACGUGUUCCAGCGACGCGAUCAGCGGCCGGAAGAGUCGAUCAGCAACUACGUUGCAGCCCUCAGAAGCUUGUCAGCUGACUGUAACUUCGGAGUGCCAGCGACAACGUCUGCUGCAUCGACGCCACCGGCAGAAGGCCACGCAGCCGUUCUGGCGAACCCCACCAUGCUGCCCCAACAUGUGAUGCUUCGCGACAGGUUCGUGUGCGGCAUCCGCGACGAGCAUCUGCAGCAGCGACUGUUCGCGGAGAAAGACUUGACUUUUCAACGCGCGUUGGACUUGGCACUGUCGUCCGAAAGUGCGUCGAAGCAGCAACGAGGACUUAAGGGAGCGACGAGCUCCGCGGAGGCGCACAAGACUUCGCAGUCUAAAAAGGAAAGGAAACAUUCGGCUCAGCAACGGCGCUGCUAUCGAUGCGACGGCUGGCACGAGGCUGACACCUGCAAGUUCAGGACAGCGCAAUGCCGUUUUUGUUCCAAAAAGGGUCACAUCGAGAACGCCUGCAUCUCCAAAAAGAAGAAAAACAAAGAAGGCAACCUCAACGCCCGGCAAGGAACUCACAUGGUUAACGCCCAACCUGUGUGCUACGACCUCGAAGACACCGAUAGGUGCUACGACCUACAUGCCGUGAGUGGGCGACAACCCUAUCCUAAAUUCCUCGUUGACGUGAAAGUCGAGGGAAGGCCCCUGAAAUUCGAAGUGGACACGGGCGCCGCAUGUUCUCUCAUCAGUGAGGCUACCUACCACCAAACGUGGCCAUCGAACGCCCCAAAGCUUUCGAGAGAACCACUAGACUUACGUACCUGGUCAGGGGAAGGACUUGACACCGUCGGUUCGGCACAAGUUCGUGUGCGUUUCAAAUCAAAGGACUACGUGCUGCCCCUGCUGGUAAUGAAAGGGACUGGGUGCAACCUGCUCGGACGUGACUGGUUCUCAGCACUGAACAUCCGUGUGCACGGAAUAAACCAGGUCGCCGAACCAAGUCAAGAGAUCCAGGAGGUUCUCGCACGCCAUCCUGAUGUAUUUAAGGAAGGUAUCGACGGCUACGUGGGUCCAUUGGUUCACUUGGACUUGGAAGAAGGCGCUACAACCAAGAGCACAGUUAACGCGGUGGUCAAGAAGACGGCGUACCCACUGCCGACAACUGCGGAGGUGUUCGCAAAGUUGCGCGGUGGAACGACAUUUUCGACGUUAGACCUGUACCAGGCCUAUCAGCAGCUAAGAGUGGACGACGAGACAGCCGCAUUGCUCACCGUCAACACCACCAAAGGACUGUUCAAGGUGAAUCGCCUCCCUUUUGGAGUAUCCGCUGCACCAGCCAUCUUCCAGCGGAUGAUGGAAACGACACUGGCCGGAAUUCAGGGGCGGAAGCGCCGCCGCCGCAUGAUCUGCCCACAACGCCCGACUCCGAGCAUAGCGAAGCUGAGGCCGGGCUGGACACUUGUGCGACGCAAGCUUGCGAUGACCAACCCAGCGGGUCCGCGCAGCACCAAGCUGCACCUAGGCCCCAACGUGAUCGGCGUCCACCUGACCGAUACGGUGACCCCGUCUAAGGGGUAA
Rhipicephalus sanguineus (brown dog tick) is the source of this 1833-nucleotide messenger RNA. RefSeq lists its product as uncharacterized. Bases 1 to 1833 code for a protein of 610 amino acids. Gene Ontology annotation, molecular function: aspartic-type endopeptidase activity. Lineage: Eukaryota; Metazoa; Arthropoda; Arachnida; Ixodida; Ixodidae. The record is from RefSeq and is a predicted model, not a curated record. Gene Ontology annotation, biological process: proteolysis. The transcript has 3 exons.